CGGAUGCAUGGAGAGAAGUAACGUUCUGCAGAUUGCUGUUGGAGACCCUGGGACCACAGACCCAUCUGGUUUUUAUUCCCUGCGUUGGAUGGCAUUUGCUUCAGCCAUUCAAGGAUUCUGAACUUGUGACGAGGGAUCCAGGCUGGGAAGAUGCUGAGCUCCAUCAAGUGUGUGCUGGUGGGAGACUCUGCUGUGGGGAAGACCUCCCUGUUGGUGCGCUUCACCUCAGAGACCUUCCCAGAGGCCUACAAGCCCACGGUGUACGAGAACACGGGCGUGGAUGUCUUCAUGGAUGGCAUGCAGAUCAGCCUGGGUCUCUGGGACACAGCCGGCAAUGACGCCUUCAAAAGCAUCCGUCCCCUGUCCUACCAGCAGGCCGAUGUGGUACUGAUGUGCUACUCUGUGGCCAACCAUAACUCUUUCCUGAACCUGAAGAACAAGUGGAUUGGCGAAAUCAGGAGCCACUUGCCCUGUACCCCUGUGCUGGUGGUGGCCACCCAGACUGACCAGCGGGAGAUGGGGACCCACAGGGCCUCCUGCAUCGGUGCCAUCGAUGGGAAGAGACUGGCCCAGGAUGUGAGAGCAAAGGGCUACCUGGAGUGCUCGGCCCUUAGCAAUCGGGGGGUCCAGCAGGUGUUUGAGUGUGCCGUCCGAACUGCCGUCAACCAAGCCAGGAGACGCAACAGAAGGAAGCUCUUCUCCAUUAAUGAGUGCAAGAUCUUCUAACCUCCCAGAGACGUCACCCAACACUCAUUGACUCACCCACCUCAGAGACUAACGGGGACAGGGAGAGCAAACACCAAGGGUUGACGCUCUUUCUGGGGACAUCCCGGGCAGCAGUGUUUGCUUUUGGAUAUAGUUCGUUGAUGGGACUUGGCCGCUGGAUGGUUUUAUUAAGUACACUCUGCAAAUGAACUCCUCGUCCUGUCCAACGAGGCAGUCUCUUGAGAAGCUGUAAUGAAUAUUCUAUCUCUGGUUAAAAAACUAAAAAGGUCUCCAUAAUUUUGGACAGUGAAGUGAGUUUUCCAAAAGAAUUCUAUAUUUAAAGACAUGUUUUAUUUAAAUGAUAACAAAAUGUAGAGCUCUUGUACAUAGUUAGUUUUCAUGCUUGGGAAGUCUUUUCCUACAGACUCACAAACACACCCUGGUGUAUGCGUGAAAUGACCUUGCAGGACUCCGCCAUGUGUUCGGAGGGUUAUUUUCACCUGAAGUAGUAACUUUGUUGAAGCCACUUGCCUACCUGAUUUUACUAGGUGAUCAAAUUUUAAAAGGACUGCCAACCAAUCCUUGCUAUUCAUUUUCCACCCAGCUGUUAACCGAUUUGUUUAUAAAAUACACCCGAUAACAUAUGCUACUUUAAUACUGCCUAAUGAUUUUAACAGUUAUCCGUCUGUUUUCCUGUAAUUAUAUGUAAAAAAGCAUUUCUUAUUUAUGAUACUACCUUUCACUCAACGAACUCCCAUUAUGCACUAAGUAUUCCUCUUUCAUUUACCAAAACAGAUGAAAAGAAAACCUUUUGGGUGGGGAAUCUGACUGCUCCAAGUAAUAGCAGCAGAGCUCGGAACAGAAUUGAAAAAUCGCCCUUUCCUUUGGGAACCGCUGCACUUUGCCUGGGUUUUCCGACACUGGCCCCCGCCUGGCUGCAGGCCUUGUGAAUGAGAGCAGGCUCGGCAUUCUGGGAAUUGGUUACUUGAGCUCUUAACUGACCUGGAAGGGCAACUAUAAUUUAUUAAUUUUAGGAUCUAAUCAGAGUAAUUACUAAGGUGUCUAUGGACCUAUGUGUGUGUGUAAGGGAACACAGGUACAACUUAUAGCUUUUACUAUUUCAUCAAUGUGAAGCACCAGAGUAAAAAAAACAAAAACAAAACAAACCCCCCACAAAUUCCAAGCACAGGGAACAGGAAAACUGUAUAGCAAAUUUUCAGAUAAAAUCUUAUCAGGGAAAAUACUGAAUAAUGACACCCCUCUCCCCCUCAAACCGCAUUCUAUCUAAAAAGCUUCAAAACAAUGGUAUCAAUCAUCUGUUAAAGUUGAAAACAGAAGACCAUGUAACUCAAGGAAGAAAUUGCAAAUGCUGGCACCGGGUACCUCAUUUACUCACCUACUCCAAUAAAACUCAGAACCACUCUGGACCACGUUGUUAAAGCACAUCAUUGUUAUGUUAUAAUGUGGCCAUUAGAUACAAAUGGUAAGGCACUUGGCAUAAAUGACUAUGAUUAAACUUAUGUUG
Molecule: messenger RNA, 2230 nt
Organism: Eptesicus fuscus (big brown bat)
Lineage: Eukaryota; Metazoa; Chordata; Mammalia; Chiroptera; Vespertilionidae
Gene: RHOH
Product: ras homolog family member H
Exons: 1
Coding region: 151-726 (191 amino acids)
Biological process (GO): small GTPase-mediated signal transduction
Molecular function (GO): GTPase activity; GTP binding
Source: RefSeq, a predicted model, not a curated record